Hypoxylon trugodes is the source of this 975-nucleotide messenger RNA. RefSeq names its product Serine/threonine-protein phosphatase PP1. Gene Ontology annotation, molecular function: protein serine/threonine phosphatase activity. Gene Ontology annotation, cellular component: cytoplasm; nucleus. The record is from RefSeq and is a predicted model, not a curated record. Bases 1 to 975 code for a protein of 324 amino acids. NCBI's taxonomy places the organism in Eukaryota, Fungi, Ascomycota, Sordariomycetes, Xylariales, Hypoxylaceae. The transcript is spliced from 4 exons.
AUGGCGGAUCAACACGACGUUGAUUUAGACUCUAUCAUCGACCGCCUCCUGGAGGUGCGUGGCAGCAGACCUGGCAAGCAGGUCCAACUUUUGGAAACCGAGAUCCGAUAUCUCUGCACAAAGGCUAGGGAGAUCUUCAUCAGCCAGCCAAUCUUACUGGAGCUAGAAGCUCCUAUCAAGAUCUGCGGUGAUAUUCACGGACAAUACUACGAUCUCCUACGCCUUUUCGAAUACGGCGGCUUCCCUCCUGAGGCGAAUUACCUCUUCCUAGGUGACUACGUAGAUCGUGGCAAGCAGUCUCUGGAGACCAUCUGCCUUCUCCUCGCCUACAAGAUCAAGUACCCCGAGAACUUCUUCAUCCUAAGGGGUAACCACGAGUGUGCUUCUAUCAACCGUAUCUACGGUUUCUACGACGAGUGCAAGCGCCGCUAUAACAUCAAGCUAUGGAAGACAUUCACAGAUUGCUUCAACUGUCUACCAAUUGCUGCGAUCAUUGACGAGAAGAUCUUUACGAUGCAUGGUGGUCUUAGUCCUGAUCUCAACUCGAUGGAGCAGAUUCGACGAGUGAUGCGACCAACAGACAUACCGGAUUGCGGUCUUCUUUGCGACCUGUUAUGGUCUGACCCUGACAAGGAUAUCACCGGCUGGAGCGAGAACGAUCGUGGCGUAUCCUUUACUUUUGGUCCUGACGUUGUUUCCCGAUUCUUGCAAAAGCACGACAUGGAUUUGAUUUGCCGAGCCCACCAGGUCGUUGAAGACGGGUACGAAUUCUUUUCUAAGCGCCAAUUAGUUACCCUAUUCAGCGCGCCCAACUACUGCGGAGAGUUCGACAAUGCUGGAGCUAUGAUGAGUGUCGACGAGAGUCUAUUAUGUUCCUUCCAGAUUCUCAAGCCUGCUGAGAAGAAACAAAAGUACGUCCAUGGCGGCCUCGGAGGCAGCGGUUUCGCAUCUCCAAGAAAGCAAUCCAAGUCCUAA